Ochlerotatus camptorhynchus is the source of this 3551-nucleotide messenger RNA. RefSeq names its product serine-rich adhesin for platelets-like. The coding region runs from base 269 to 3451 and encodes 1060 amino acids. The record is from RefSeq and is a predicted model, not a curated record. The transcript is spliced from 7 exons. Lineage: Eukaryota; Metazoa; Arthropoda; Insecta; Diptera; Culicidae.
AUCAUAAACCAUUAGUUACAAGCUGUAACUAAUGAGAAACCUAAACAAAUUAUUGCACCAACAGAGCAGCAACGAGCGUCGUGGAAUGAACGAUGGAAUGGAGCCAAGAAUCGAAUAGCAACGAACAACCUCCAGUAUAGUGUAAUGCAGUGACUAGUUUUUUUUAGUGUUUGGUGCAAAAUGCACCGAAAGAAGAAAUAGAGCAGAGUGGAGCAUCUAGAAGAAAAAAAAAAAAAACAAAAGGCCAAUCGCGCGGUGGCAAAAGGCGAUGAAGAAAUUCAUCACAACCAAAUUGCACGCGGUUUCGGUUUCGGUUCAAGAGCAUUCAACAAACGUGGAAAACGUAGAAAAAGUGAUAAACGAAUCAGCAGAAGAAGGUAACAACGCGAAAAGCCUCACCGGUGGUGGCAUUGUGGGAUUACAGUCAGCAGCGGCGUCAGCGUCAUCAUUAUCGUCGUCGGGGGUGGCGGCGGCGGUCACAGUCAUGACAUUGAAUUCACCCACCAGUAAGCAGCAGCAGCAGCAGCAGCAGCAAAAUAGUGGCAUUAGCAAUAGUAGUAGUAGCAACAACAACGGAAUGAUGACAGUGGAAGUUCCGCCUGGUGCUUCUCCGCAAUUGGUGCAACAGCAGCAGCAGCAGCAUGGAGGUGGGGUUAUUACCAUCAGCAAGCCGAAACCACCGACGACGGGCCCGGGCUCAGGCUCGUCAACAGCCGGGCAAGUCAAGAUGUGCGGUUAUCUCAAGAAGAAGAGAAACAAGAUGGGCGGCUGGCGGAAGAUGUACUUCAUCCUGCAGAACCAACUGCUGCUCUCCUACUCAUCGAAAGACGACUACGAGAAGAAGCUCGCCCCCUUCAAGGACAUCAUCAAUCUGGUGCCGGGGACGGUCAUCAUCCCGACGACCGGGCCCCGCUUCACGAUUGAAACCAACUCCAAGGUGCUGUACACGUUCCGCUGCGAUGAUCAUAAAAGCUGUUCCGAGUGGAUAACUGCACUGCUAGACAGCCUCAAAGGUGACGGCAGUGGUGAUAAAAAGUUCAGCCAUCACGCUCUGCACGGUGGUAGAAACAGCAGCGGCAACCUGCAACACCAUCUGACCCGCCGCUCGCUGUCCUCCCUGUCGUCUUCAUCCUCGUCGACGUCCUCCUCGGCAUCGUGCUACGCUACGGAUGACCCGUCCAAGAUGGCCAUUACCUCGAUCAGGCGGCUGCAGCAGACCAAUCUACUCCAUCCGCAGCAGCAGCAGCAGCAAAAGCAGACCUCGCUUUCGGCGCCAAACUUGUUCUACGGAUUCGGCAGCAAUGGGACUGCAAGUGCCAUCAUCGCCACCAGCAAUAGCAGCAAUGUGAAAAUGGGCAAACUGGUGCAGCUGCCCAUUGCCGGGGGGACGGCGAGGCUGCUGGAGCGGGGCGGGGUCAACGGGCAGAAGAUGUACAAGAUUCUCACCAUCAACGAGGACGACGCAGAUGAUGAUGGGGAAAACGAUGAAAAACCAGCAACAAUAACAACAACAACAACAGCAGCCACAACCACAGCGCGUAGUAUCAGUAACGGUAAUGCUAGUCGAGGGGACCCGGGGAUCAAAGUGACGACUGCUGCUCCUACUUCUACUUCUACUUCUACUCCUACGCCACCGACCGCCGAGGAAAUGGGAAAGAACGCCGCCGUCCACGUGAAAAGCAGAUCAGCAACGGCAGCCACGGCGGUUAAUGGUGAAAAGGCAACCAAACCAAGCGGGGCCAAGGGAGGAGGGCACCGGGUGGACGAGCUGUUCAACAGCAACUUCCGACUGCACACCAAUCUGGGAAAAAUGCAUCAGUCCAUUGAGGUGUGUCGGAUCAACAGUAUGUUCGGCGGGAAGAAGCUCGCCUCAUCGUCGGGAAAGCGAUUAAACAAUCACGGUGUAAAUAACAAAACCGCAAACAGUGAUAGUAAUUUGGCGGCCAGUACCGGUGAUCUGCGGUCCAGUAAGAUCAUCGGUGGUAACAACAACAACAACAGUCAUAACGUUAUCCACAAUAAUCUACGUGGAACUCGCGGCGGUAGUGCGACCGAUCUCCGACGGAAACCUCCACCGGAUCUGCUGCUGCACUCGACCGGGGCUGCUGCGAUGAUGGAACCGAAACCACUCAAAGAUAUCAAUCACAAUAAUCUGGCCAAGUGGAGCGCCGAGAGCAUCACGAUCGAGUUGACGGCAAAUGGCUACAACCUGCUGACCGGCACUGGCAACAAGAGCGUCGGCUCAACGGACACCCUCUACCGGAAGCUCAAUGCCAACGGUGCUGGUGGUGGUCGCAGUCGUAGCAACAGUCACAGCAGUAACCUUCAACAGUCAUCAUCAUCAUCAUCUCCGCUGCCGCCGCCGCCGCCGUCUUCGUCUAGUCAGAACCGCGGGUUCAGCAGUAAGAUCGACCUCUUCCGGACAUUGUCAUCGGCAUCGGCUCAACGCAGCAGCAUUCCAUCCACGAGGAACGAUUACGAAGAAAUUAAUGUUGGUGGUGGCACGAUGGAGGGAGCUUCCCCAAUGAUGGAACCGAUCUAUGCGGUAGUCGAUUUGAAUGUGAAAAAAGCUCGGCGGAUGAAUCAGCUCAAGGAGCACGAUUCGCUGGGAACAGUCGAUGACGGAACUGAGACAGAGGAAGAGCACAGCAUCAAGGUAGAUAUGGUACGGGACACGGAGACGGGACGGCUCAAGGAGAAGUCCAAGAGUGCUAAUGUCCUGCCACUGGGCGGCAUUUUCGGUGGAGGUAGCAACGAUUACGAGGAACUGAACGAGUUGGUUAUGGAGAGUUUCGUGAAUUUUGGAGAAGAUCAGGACGAUUCCAACGAUGGUGAAAAUAUCUACGAACCGAUCAACAUUCCAGAAGGGCCGCUGACGUCCUCGUCUACCUCACUUCCACUGUCGCAACCGACGACAAGCUCGUCCCAAAUGAACAACCUAUGGCGCAACCUGAAGAAAAUGAACAUCAACCACCUGAUGAAGCGAUCCGUCCAGGAUCAACCCCAGCAGCAGCAGCAGCCCAGCCAAAGACCCGAAGAGGAUCCAACAACCAAAGCGUCCACCUUCAGCGAGUUCAGCAAGAAAUUCGGUCACCAUCGUCGAUCGAUUAAGAACAAGAUGCGGGGCCUGUACGACCGCGGCCAGUCGGCAGAAGCUCCCGCGAAGAUAACGCAAUCGGAGGAAAAGCCACGGAAGAGCACCGAUGGCAGCCGGCAGUUGAUGUUCAGUACCUUUGGGAGAAACAAGAAAUCCCGCAAGUCACUGUCGUUUGAUGAUUUCAUUCCGCGGAAGAAGCACCACCCCCACCUGAAUGGGGUCGGCAUGAUCUGCAAGUCGGACAAGGCCAACGAGAAGCUGCACAAGGAGCUGAAGCGGCAGCUGUCGAAGCGAUCGAAUAGCAGCAGCGGAGGCAGCAGUUUCAUUGGCAGUAAGAACGGUAUAGAGUUGUAGGACGGGUUGGGAAGGUAGGUGUUUCUGUUUUUAAUGAUUUUUUUUUUUAAGUUAAGUCAAUGUUUUAAAGCUAGUAAUAAAACCAAAUCGUCGUGUUGAU